Histoplasma mississippiense is the source of this 1860-nucleotide messenger RNA. RefSeq lists its product with no specific name. The record is from RefSeq and is a predicted model, not a curated record. Gene Ontology annotation, molecular function: oxidoreductase activity, acting on paired donors, with incorporation or reduction of molecular oxygen; iron ion binding; steroid hydroxylase activity. The coding region runs from base 1 to 1860 and encodes 619 amino acids. NCBI's taxonomy places the organism in Eukaryota, Fungi, Ascomycota, Eurotiomycetes, Onygenales, Ajellomycetaceae. The transcript is spliced from 4 exons.
AUGAACAUCCGUCGGCAUAUGUCUCACUAUAAGAAGGCAAAACAGGAUAAAAGGGAAACCAGCCACUACAAGGAUUUGUCGGCAGAUAUCAUAUGUUUCUGCUAUGGCUGCUUCAUACACAUCGAGUUCAAUACUACGCUGGAGAUGAUGCUAUGCAUACUCAUCGUUCUCGUCUCCCCGUUCCUCACCACCUGGCUUAUCACUAACGUCAAGGCACGUAAUGGGUCCUGGCAGAAGGGAGAGCCUCCGUUGAUCCCUUAUAUCAUUCCGUGGCUUGGUCAUGCGUUGUCCUUCCGCAGCGGGACGACUCGUUUCUCGAGCUGGGUUAAGGAAAAAUACCAUAACGUCCCAGUGUCACGAACGUUAAUGGCAGGGAAUAAUCUCUAUACAAUUUUUGACCCUAAGCUUGCAAGGGAGGUAGAUCGUCGCCCAAAGGUUUUCACCUUUGAUCCCGUUGUCUUACUCGUGAAUAAGGCAUUUGGAGCCCCCCAAGCUGAUCUAAAUAUCCUGGAGAGAGGUUACCUUGGAUCAACUCGGAGAACAACCAGCAAUAGCGACGGCCAAGGCAUGAUCGCUGAACUCCAUCGACAACAUUUCCCUUACCUCAAUGGUCGAAAUUUACCCGCCAUGAUAUCUAAAUUUAGUGCGAUUUUGAGUGCAAAUUUAGAAAACAUGUUUCAAAGGAAAGGAAGAUGUGACACCAGCGACGCAUGGGUAACGCUGGAUUUUAGAGAGUUUCUUAUGCGGCAGUUCACGCUUGCUUCCAUUCCGAUGUUGAUGGGGACUCGUAUUUUAGAAAUUUGGCCCCAAGCAUUCGAAGAUAUUUGGGAAUUUGAUUCGUGGGCAUUAGUGCUCACAAUGAACUUACCCAGCAUAUUUAUACCGGAGGCAGCUGCAAGCCGAGAUGCGAUGAUCUCUGCUUUAGAGCAAUGGGAGGAAGAGGCAUCCAAGCACCGAAAAUUCGAGGAUGUGGAAUCAGAAGAUCCCGCGUGGGAUGAAUAUUGGGGGGCCAGGUUGAUGAGGCAGAGACACCGAACAUUUCUAAACAAUGGCAUCAGUAAACGAGGGCGGGCUGUUUUUCACCUGGGACUUCUUUGGGCCACAAAUGCCAACGCCAUCCCGGCCGCCACGUGGAUGUUGAUACAUUGCGUUCUCGAUACGCAACUCCAGUGUCGAGUUCGUCACGCAAUAAUAUCGUCUAAAAGGAAAGAUGGCACGGUGGAUAUCGAAAGCCUCGCCGCGAACAAGCUCGUAAAAUCGCUAUUCCUUGAGAUACUUCGUGUAUAUGUGUCCUCACCAUCAGUGCGAGUGGUCAUAGAAACGACCGAACUCGGCGGUUACGUGUUUCACAAGGGGGGGACGAUAUUCAUCCCUGGCAGAGAAAUACAAAAAGACCCAAAUGUUUGGUCUCCAAACGGCUCGUUUCCAGAUGCUUCUAAAUUUUGGGCCGAAAGAUUUAUUGAUGAAGAACAAGACGAUAACGGAAGCAUAGGAAAAGAUAUUAAUGGGUGUAUCAAAUUGGAGGCUGAAGGUGAACAACACGUAGCCAUAACAGAUGCACAGACACUGUCUGCGGACGCGAUGACGAUACCCGGCAGCACAAGAUCAAAGUCAUUAAGAGACCGAAUGUGUUCAAUGCGUCCGUUUGGAGGGGGUACCUCCUUUUGUCCGGGAAGAAACGUCGCGAUGUACGAAAUCGUUGUUGCCGUGGUGGCCAUAUUGUCGGCAUUCGACAUUGAGGUUGACAAAGAAGCCCUAGCGUCGAAUGGAAUGCCACAACCGAACUUUGACUUGUCCGGAACUAUGGGUCCUGAUAGGCAGUUUAUAGUGAGGAUGAAGAGGCGAACGGCCGCGAAAUAG